AUGCGACCCGCCAUCGUUUUCGUGCACCUGGCGUGCUGCCUCGCGCUCUGCAUCGCCUUCUACCCCUUCCAGCCGGCUUGGCUCCAGGAAAAGGCGAAUGCUCGUGCUCUUCAGCGAGACGGGAACGACUACGGAAACGGUGCAGCCGCCGCUCGAGGUGUUACCCUCGAAAUCGAGCAGCGAGCCCGCCAUGGUUUCAACUCGCCCGCCGAAAGAGCUGAACGGGAUGCCGGCCUUCUUGCUCGUAAAUACGGUGGCCCUCGUUCAAGCGAGAUGAACACUAAUGGCGCUGUGACUAAAAGGAUGAACCAGUACCGCGUUCAAGAGGCCGUCGCCUCCGAGCAGCCUCUGACGGCCGGCAUUGACCAGGACGGCACCGACUACGCCUACUUCAUCAAGGUUGAACUCGGCUCCAAGCGUCAGCCGCUCUACAUGCUCCUCGACACGGGUGCAGGGUCCAGCUGGGUCAUGGGCUCGGGCUGCACGGACAAGGCUUGCGCUCAGCACGACACCUUCAAGUUUGCUGCUUCUGACACUUUCCACGCCACAUCCAAGGACUUUUCUGUCACUUAUGGUUCUGGGGCUGUCCAAGGAAAAUUAGCUUCCGACACCUUGACCGUGGCUGGCGUCACCUUCGACUACUCGUUUGGCCUCGCCUCCACCACCUCGAGCGACUUCAUGAGUUUUCCCUUUGACGGCAUUCUCGGACUGUCCAUGAGCCGCGGGUCCAACGACAACUUUCUCGAGAAGAUGACUGCAGCCCACAAGCUCGAAAAAAACAUCUUCUGCGUGACUCUAAAUCGUGCGGCCGAUGGCCUCAACCAGGGUGAGAUCAAGUUUGGCUCCACCAACCCUGCCAAGUUCACGGGUGACAUCACCUACACGCCUCUGAGCUCCGAGGAGGGCGAGUGGGCCAUCCAGAUCGAUGACAUUGCAUUCGAUGGCAAGAAGGCAGAGGUUGGCGGUAUCAUGAGCUACAUUGACACCGGCACCUCUUUCAUCUUUGGCCCCAUGGACAAGGUUGAAAAGAUUCAUCGCCUCAUUCCCGGCGCCAAGAGCCCCAACGGGCAGAUCUAUACUGUGCCGUGCGACAUGGACAAGGCACUGACUUUCACCUUUUCCGGAGUCGAUUACAAAGUCUACCCCCAAGACUGGAUCUCGCCCAAGAACGCGGCGGGCGAGUGCACAAGCAAUUUGUAUGGCCACGAUGUUGCCAAAGGCUCCUGGCUCAUUGGCGACACGUUCCUCAUGAACGUGUACAGCGUCUUUGACAAGGACGAGAAGCGCAUUGGAUUCGCCAACCUCGCCAGCUCGGACUCCAAGUCGGCGAGCUCGUCUGGCUCCGGGCCCAUCAAGACCACCAUGGGCACCGCGUCGUCGACAGCCACGCCUUCCGCCGCCACCCACCAAGCCGACAAUCCCCAGUCGUCGGGCAACCCAGCCGGUGCCGUGGGCGGUCAGGAGACGCCGUCCGGUGUUGACGAGGGUAAACCCAAGGAAACGUCGGAUUCGGCGGCAAUUGGCGACCAUUCGCGCGUCAAGUCGCAAGCGGUCGUGGCCACGCUCAUGGCAGCCCUCGUCGUCGUGUUCGCUUAA
This is a messenger RNA of Hirsutella rhossiliensis, 1596 nucleotides long. RefSeq names its product eukaryotic aspartyl protease domain-containing protein. The transcript has 3 exons. NCBI's taxonomy places the organism in Eukaryota, Fungi, Ascomycota, Sordariomycetes, Hypocreales, Ophiocordycipitaceae. The record is from RefSeq and is a predicted model, not a curated record. Gene Ontology annotation, biological process: proteolysis. Gene Ontology annotation, molecular function: aspartic-type endopeptidase activity. Bases 1 to 1596 code for a protein of 531 amino acids.